AUGGAGGAUCUCGAAUCAAUGCCCGCAGUGGUUAUUACAAAGGUCGUGGGGAAGAGACAAAAGGAGGUAAUGAACCUCAAUCAGGUCUCACGAGAGACAUUUCAACCGGAGCAGGAAAAUGACAAGAGCUUGGAAGGUGCAGAGCUAAGGACACGGUAUACGGACUUGGCCGUCCAGGAGGACCAGGGAGGCCCUCGGAGGACCCAGGAGGGACCAGGCGACCGGACCACAGCCCAGGACCCACUACGACGGAGGAGCAGCCCAGCGGACCAGGCAUCGACCCACUACCGGCGGAGCGGACAAGGCCCACCUCAGGAGGAGGCGACCACCGGGAGAGGAGUUGGUAAGCGUCAACCGCCUUUUCUUGCCUGCCUCUCCCGGCCCGGGAGAGGCCUCUCCCUGCUGCCUGGACCUGCUGCCUGGCCCUCGAGGAUGCCCGGCCCCCGGAGGAAGAGGCCUGCCGAGCCGGGAGACCCGGCUCAGCCGGGGCCUUCCCGGACUGGCCCCACGCCGCCGCCACCUGCCGGGCGGGCUCGGCGACGACCUGCACCCACGGCUGCGGGUUCCCCGACGCCUCCGGCGACCCGACGCCUUCGGCCCGGGACGCCCGCCUCCACCUCGGCCUCGGGCGGGACCUCGACGUUGUCUCCUGCCUUCUCGUCGCCCUCGUCGCAGCAGGGCCCCUCGCCUCGGGCGCUCCGAAGACGCCCGGCGCCUUCUUCGGCUGACUCCCCGGUGCCACCGCCACCUCGACGCCCACGACCCGGCUCUGUGGCCUCGGAUGGGACCCCUCGACCACCCCCUUCACCUGUACUACCCCAGGUCGAGCCCCGUCCCCCGGUCCUCAACAACGGCGUGCUGACGGACUACUACCCCGUUCCCGGCACCCUCCGCUGCCUUCACCGUGAGUGCGACGCGGUGUACACGACUUCGUCGUGGUGCCUCCGCGUCCGCUACCUGAGGCGGCACUUGGAGGGCGCCCACGGCGUCGCAGUGCGGGAGCGCGUCACCAUCUGCGCUGGCUGCGAGGCGCCGUUACCGGCGCAACCUCACCGCCACUCCUGCGGUACCGACGCACCACAGGCGUCCACGUCCGUUCAGUCAGGUCUCGUGUGCUCCCGAUGCCCUCGGGAGUUCCGCCUACCGCACCACCUGGAUGCGCAUUUGCGGUGGCAUGAUCUGCACGACGUGGCUGGCCCUAUUGCCAGGAGUUCGUCGCCUCCGUCCCCGGUCCCGGCCGCGGCCUCUUCUACGUCAUCGGGAGCAACCCCUACCGACAGCCCGAGGUCGUCUACGUCCUCCUUACCGAGCCUACCCCGGUCUCCGUCGCCGCCACUACCAUCGGCGGCCCCUCGGCCCGUCCGUGGCCCACCUUCUCUCUCGCCGUCAACACCGCGCGAGCACUCACGCUCGCCCGCUUCGUCGCCCCCGGCAUUCCGUGUUCCAUCCGCCAGGGCCGCGUCGACCGCUUCGCGGUCAUCCAGGUCGUCGCCGACUCCCUCGGAGCCUGAGGCGCCUGAUGACCCUGGCCCGGAUGUUCUGCAGGCCGACGUUGCCGAUGCCCCCGUGGACGUGCCGGCCAUGAACCUUCCCCCGGACCACACCCGCCUGCUCGCGGAACAGGUCCGUGUCCUGCGGUCUACCCUGCGAGAAGCCCCUCCUGCCCAGGAGGCUCGGAACCAGGCAGUCGCUCUAGCAGUGGCGGCCGUCCGCAUCCCUACUGCGUCGUCGGCAAGUGCUCCCCGCCAGAUCAACCCCGCGAACGCCGCCGACAUCCAGCGCCUGUACCGGCGCAACCGUCGGAGCUGCAGGAUCAUUGGGGGACGACCUGGGCAGCACGUACGGCCGACACCCGCCUCCUCUUCCAGCGACCGGCAGGCCCCGGCCCCUGUCAACACCACACCCUUCUCCGAGGAUGAGGUCCUUGAACGCCUCCGCAAAGCCGAGAACACCGCCCCGGGUUCGGACCGCCUCACCUACCACCAUUGGAAGUCCGUGGACCCGGAGGCUCGGUUUCUCUCGGCGUUGUUCAACGCGUGCAUUCACCAUCGCCGCACGCCGGACUCCUGGUGGACCUCGAGGACCGUCCUCAUCUACAAGAAGGGCGACCCGGCGAUCCCUAGCAACUGGCGGCCCAUUGCACUUGGCAGUACGGCUUCCAAGCUAUACGCCAAGUGCCUCGCCGCCCGCCUCCUGUCUUGGCACCGCUUCGAUGGGGCGCGCUCUGGCGGUCCAGAUAUGUGCGCGGCCCUACUGGAUUUCACCAAUGCGUAUGGAUCGGUCCCUCACGGGGCCCUGCUCGACGCCCUCCGCGGAUCCGGUGCGGGUUCUACCUUCACCGACCUCAUCGAGGACCUGUACCGGGACAACCGGACGGUCCUCGUCGCCGCAGAGGGGACGUCCGAGCCUGUGUCCAUCGCCGCCGGUCUCCGCCAGGGUUGCCCGCUCAGCGGGCUGCUCUUCAACUUGGUGGUGGAUCCGGUUAUCCGAGGAGUCCAAGGCACCGGCGACGCACACAACAUCCUUGCGUACGCCGAUGACCUCACGCCGUUGGCCGACUCACCCGCAGCGCUGCAGCGUCGCAUCGACCUCGUCGAGGGCCUCGCGACUCCACUUGGCUUGGCGCUUAAUCCAGCCAAGUGUUCAUCUCUGCAUAUGUGCGGGGGAACCCCUGUUGGAAUGCGGCCCACCGUCUUCACGGUCUCGGGAGUCCCCAUCACGCCGCUGGAGGACAGCCAGCCGCUACGUUUCUUGGGACGUCGCGUGGGGUUCCGCAUUCCAACAAGCUCAGGAUCUGUCAUCGACGACGCCAUCUCGCAGGCCCGCACCAUCCUGUCUUCCAUGCUGGCCCCUUGGCAGCGGUUGGACGCCGUGCGUACAUUCGUAUACCCGACGCUCAACUUCGCCAUGCGGUGCGGGGUUCUUGGCAAGACUGACUGGCGCAGGCUCGACGACGCCGUACGUCCACUCGUCAAGCGGACCUUGUAUCUCCCGACAAACGCAUCCACGCACUACGUGUACGGGAGUGCCGCCGGCGGAGCUGCUGCAAUCCCCGUGGCCGCGGAGCGGAGCGACGUUUGUCGCGUCGACUCCGCUAUCAAACUUCCCACCACGGCGGACCGGGAGCUGCGGACCCUGGCGCUAUCGGACGCCUACGCGGUGGCCUCGGCGCGUCUCGGCUGGGAGGCGACCCGGUCGGAGCUCGAGGCCUACCUGUCGGGCGAGAUUGACGGCGCCUUCCGCACCCCUGCCACCCAGCUCCGGUCCGUGUGGACGGAGGCCCGCAAGGCUUCCCGUCGCCUACACGUUUCGUGGCACAUCUCACCAGACAACACGUCCCUGACCUGCGCCGACGUAACCAUCCCGUCGACGCACCGGAACCGCGUCAUGCGGUCCAUUCGCGAAGUCCUCGCGGCGGACCGCGACCGCGCCCUGCUGGCCCAGCCCAACCAGGGAAAAGUCAUGGCCUGCGUCUCGGCGGACCGCGCCAGCUCUCACUUCAUGCGGAGUGGGGCGUACACCCACUUUGCCGACUGGCGUUUCGUGCACCGGGCGCGCCUGAACCUUCUCCCUCUCAACGGCGCCGCCAUGUGGGGCCCCCCGGACCGGGACCAGCGGUGCAGGACCUGCGGAUACCAGCGGGAGACUCUGCCGCACGUGCUGGGCCACUGUAUGGCAAGGAGUGCCUUGUACACGGCCCGGCACAACGCCGUCGUCGCCCGCAUCCGCACCUACAGCAUCGCUUUUGAGAGCCGGCCUGUCGGAGAUACCGGCUUGCGGCCAGACCUUGUCCUCGUUCGUGGAGAGGAAGCCAUCGUGGUGGACGUGGCGUGUCCCUUCGAAAACACGCGCGAAGCGUUCGCCAACACGCGGAACGACAUGGUCUCCCGCUACGAACCGGUCGCCGCCUACCUCCGCCGACGCUACCAGCGGGUCACGGUAGCAGCCGUCAUCGUCGGUGCGUUGGGCGCCUGGGACCCGGAUAACGACCGCGUCCUGCGCCGACUCUGCUCCCGGCCCUACCUACGGCUGUUUAAGAAGAUCUGCGUCAGCGAGGUGCUGGCAGCGUCCCGGAACAUAUACCACGUCCACUGCGAUGGUGUGCCCCAGUGCGAUGGUGUGCUCCGGUGCGAUGGUGUGCCUUGUGAUCUGUCCCCCCAGAGCAUCUGCCAAGAAAAGAAGAGGAAGAAGAAAAAAAGGAAGACGAGAAAAAGAGCGCGCGUGGGAGGCCAGAUUGGAACAAGGGGGCGCGCGGAGUGA
This is a messenger RNA of Rhipicephalus sanguineus (brown dog tick), 4260 nucleotides long. RefSeq lists its product as uncharacterized. NCBI's taxonomy places the organism in Eukaryota, Metazoa, Arthropoda, Arachnida, Ixodida, Ixodidae. Bases 1 to 4260 code for a protein of 1419 amino acids. The transcript is spliced from 7 exons. The record is from RefSeq and is a predicted model, not a curated record.